Messenger RNA from Cokeromyces recurvatus, 1156 nucleotides. RefSeq names its product C2 domain-containing protein. The transcript is spliced from 6 exons. The record is from RefSeq and is a predicted model, not a curated record. The coding region runs from base 10 to 1047 and encodes 345 amino acids. Lineage: Eukaryota; Fungi; Mucoromycota; Mucoromycetes; Mucorales; Mucoraceae.
ACACUAAUCAUGGCUUAUCCUCCUUCGCUUAUUACAGGCGAGUUGGUUGUAGUAGCCUUAAAGGCAGAAAAAUUACAACAUAAGGCACCUGGUAAACAGAGUCCCUUUUGUAUAUUUAGAGUAGGAGAUGUCAUUAAAAGAACAAAAACAGAUGAAGGAGGUGGACUUUAUCCAAUCUGGGAUGAUCAGGUAAAUAUACCUGUUUCAGCUGGACAUCAUCAAUUACAUAUACAAAUAUUUGAUAGAGACAAUAACAAUCCAAACAAUUUGAUGGCGGAAGGGAUUGUUGAUUUACAAAAAGUGUUUAGAGAUAAGGAACAUGAUGACUAUUUUCCAUUAAAUCUUCAUAAUAGACCGAGUACGGGCGUUAUUUAUUUAGAGUUAACAUUUUAUGCAGCAGUAAAUCAGUCAAGACCACCGCCAAUACAACAGCAAGUAAGGUAUCAAUAUCCCCCUGGUAGUACUGGAGGAGCACAUUGUAGACCUCAACAGCAGCAGAGACCACCUAAUCAUUAUAACAGACCAUCAAUGCGACCCAUGCCUCCUCCUCCUCCUCAACAUGUGUCCUCAGUAUCACAUCAAUAUGGCAGACCUGUGCCUUCACCACAACAACAUAUGUCACCGGCACCACAACAGUUUAGUAGACCUAUUAUGCAUCAGCCAUCUUAUAAUAGUAGACCUCCUUUACACGUUGUAUCAUCAUCACAAUCUCCAUAUAGGCCAUUACCACAACCGCCAAUUACAAAUAAUAGACCGUCUGUCAUGAUGUCUCCUCCUCCUCCUCCUCCUCCACAAGCCUUUCCUCAACCAAUGUAUGUUAAUCCAUCACAAACUAUGUCAGCAUCUCGACCUUUAUUAUCUGCUCCUUACAAUCCAGCUCCAUCCCCUAUUAUAACAAGACCUAGGCCUAUGGAUCCUAAUGGUUAUCCUCCUCCUCCUCCUCCUAAUAGACAACAGCCUCAUCCCUCCCAAAAUACAGUAAGAUAUUUUCCUCCUUCAAUGAAUUAUUAUCCAUCACAAAAUAGUCAUAGUUAUCCGCCAUAUUAAUAUUUAAUGCAAAUAAAAUUCCGAACUUCUAUACAUGCUCCCAGGCCUAUUUUUCUUUCUUUUUUUUUAUUAUUAAUAAAUUUUGUUAUGUUUUCAAUAUUUCGUAAAA